CAAAAUACCUUGUUGGCCACCAACCUCAAUAACAAAACCCUUCCCGAUAACUUUCAAGAUUUCAAACUCAACUUCCAUCAAGCACUUUGAUAUACAAUAUCAAGCAAUCUUUCAAGAGAUUCAAUAUCAUAUCAUAUCAAGAAUCCAAAAGUAGAACAUCAUGGAAGACGAAAUGUUUCAUUUUGAGGAAGACGACGACGAAUAUCAAACCUCCGACGAUGAAUACAGCGACGAGUUCGAAAGUCAACCAUGGGAUCGAAGCAACAGGAGAAACAGAAUUGCGAAAUCGGAAGAACAGGCUUUGAGAGAUAUUCCUGCAGAUGUCUUUUUGAGGUAAUGUAGGAUCUUAUUACUUAUCUAGGUACCGAGAGGUUGUUAUAGGUUCUUAUGUGCAUUACAUGCGUUUUUUGUAAUAUGUACGAGAUGGUUAGAGAUAGGAUUAACUAACUUUGAGGUCCUAGCACGAUCGAUCUUUCAAGUGGUCCUACUGUUAAGAUUUUUCUCGGUGCUGCUGGGGAUGGCUUGAAACUACAAGAACAGCAGCAGCAACAGCAAGCGCUCAUUCUACCUAAAACCCUGCUUUGUACACAUUCAGCAUUUUUCAAUCAGGCUUUUAAUGGUAAUGGUAACGGUAAUGAGGAUAUGAAAGAAAGUCUCUCCUUACCUCAAGAACUACACCUUCCAGGCACAUCACUCACAGUCUUCCAACUAAUCAUCCAAUUCCUCUCCACUAACACCUUCACAUUCCCACUUACCAUCACAUCUCCCUCCGAAAAACAAACCCUAUAUCUCCACUUCUUCACCCUCUAUCAAACCCUCCACAUCCGCACCCCACCCCUCACACCCAUCCUCACCCAUUUCAAAACGCACCUUCGACACUCCUCUAUCCAAGGCAAAUUCCCCUCACGCACAGACAUACAGAAAGCACUUCAACUCCCACGCUCCCACGAAGCUCGCAAACUAUGUAUAGCCGCCUGUGUAAAACCCUACGCGUAUUCCAUCACAAAGUCAAGUACGUGUUAUGGACGCGCGCUGUUUCAUUUAGAGGGAUUGAUGGAGGAAUCGGAUGAGUUUGCUGCGGAGCUUGUGAGGGGGUAUACGAAGGCUGUUAGGGGGGCUUUGGGCGCUCAUACUAUUGUGGAUCCGUUGACUGCGGCGCCGUAUGUGAUUUCGACGGGGGUGGAGUGUUUGAGGGAGGGUGGGGAGACUAGGGGGAGGAGGUGUGCUAGUCAUUUGGAGGGGUUGUGA
Sclerotinia trifoliorum is the source of this 1248-nucleotide messenger RNA. NCBI's taxonomy places the organism in Eukaryota, Fungi, Ascomycota, Leotiomycetes, Helotiales, Sclerotiniaceae. The record is from the annotation of a GenBank genome assembly.